This is a messenger RNA of Vitrella brassicaformis, 629 nucleotides long. The record is from the annotation of a GenBank genome assembly. NCBI's taxonomy places the organism in Eukaryota, Vitrellaceae.
GGCAGUCCUCGCCAUGGCUAUCAGGGAACGGAGCGUUACAAAUUCUUCAGCAGGAUGGACUCAAGUUACCAAGCCGCUCUUCUUAGUUUUUUCGUUGCCGUGCUUUCGCUUUGCUUCGUCCUGGGGACGUUGACUUUCGUCGCGCAGCCAAACCGCGAUGAUAUCAUCGGCAUCAAGCAGACGCUGCGGCUGAUGGUGGAUGUGGAUUCUGCCACAUGGCAGAGAACGCGAGACGAGAUACUCAGCGACAACAGCACGUCGGUCCGUGAGAAGGUCAUAAUGAUAGAGGCCAUGGACGACGUCGUCAAGGAGGUCAGACAGCGAGUGGGCAGCAAGGACAGGAAGCAUCUCAAGGGCUCUACUUCGCCCAAGCAGGAGAAGAAGCCAGCGGCUAUGAUGAAUGAGCGAACCACCGGGCACCGUCGGGACACGGGCAGCGAGAGUGUGGUUCACGUAGAUGGACAGGCGCAGAACGGAGUGCAUGGCACCGAAGCCGCUGACGGUGCCAGUCAGGCUACUCGUGUGAGUGGGUGAGACUGCGGCAGUUUGUGUCAGUGUCUCGAGGUUUUUGCACAGGUGGCUGGUGGGUCACUGCUGUGACUGUAGUGUAGCUGUUUGUACGUUUGUGG